Molecule: messenger RNA, 15889 nt
Organism: Coregonus sp. 'balchen'
Lineage: Eukaryota; Metazoa; Chordata; Actinopteri; Salmoniformes; Salmonidae
Source: the annotation of a GenBank genome assembly
AUGGGGAAUCAGCUGGCAGGGAUCGCUCCCGCCCAGAUUCUAUCUGUCGACAGCUACUUCUCUGAUAUCCAUGAUCACGAGUAUGACAAGAGCCUGGGCAGCACGCGCUUCUUCAAGGUGGCACGCGCCAAGCACAGGGAAGGCCUGGUGGUGGUGAAGGUGUUUGCCAUCCAGGACCCAUCUCUACCUCUCACCAGCUACAAGCAGGAGCUGGAGGAGCUAAAGAUCAGACUACAUUCCUGCCAGAACUGCCUGCCCUUCCAGAAGGCCUCCCUCACUGAGAAAGCAGCCAUCCUCUUCCGCCAGUAUGUCCGGGACAACUUGUAUGAUCGCAUCAGCACGCGGCCCUUCCUCAACAAUGUAGAGAAGCGCUGGCUAGCCUUCCAGAUCCUCACCGCCGUAGACCAGGCGCACAAAUCGGGCGUGCGCCACGGUGACAUUAAGACCGAGAACGUGAUGGUGACCAGCUGGAACUGGGUGCUGCUCACAGACUUUGCCAGCUUCAAGCCCACCUAUCUGCCCGAGGACAACCCAGCUGACUUUAAUUACUUCUUUGACACAUCUCGACGGAGGACAUGUUACAUCGCCCCCGAGAGGUUUGUGGAUGGGAGUAUGUUCACCACAGACAGUGACCAGAAUACCCCUCUGGUGGACCUCACCAGCAACAGCCAGAGGAGCAGGGGAGAGCUCAAACAGGCCAUGGAUAUCUUCUCAGCAGGUAACUUUCAGAGCUGAAACAUAUAGAUAUUUUCUGUUCAGGGGCAAUAAAGAGAGAUAGGUGGAUGCCAUGGACUCGUCCAAUUUACUAGUAGUUGUAGGUUCAACAUUGAGUGUUUAAUCAUCUAAUGUACAUUCCCCUUCCCUGACUGUUAUUUCAUGUGUUUUUCAGGUUGUGUGAUCGCAGAACUCUUCACAGAGGGAGUACCACUGUUCGAUCUCUCCCAACUUCUGGCGUAUCGCAAAGGACACUUCCAGACAGAGCACGUUCUCAUGAAAAUAGAAGACUGUUACAUCAGAGAGCUAGUAAUAGUCAAUAUGUUUUGUUUUUACAUGAAGACGUUCUUGUGAAAUACUAAAUUCAUCCUGAGCACCAAUUCUUAAGUGUACCGCUGUCUCCUGGUAACCACCAAAACUCUCUUUUCACCUCCUAGGUGGCCCAGAUGGUGCAGCGGGAGCCGGAGAAGCGUCUAACUGCGGAGGAGUACCUGAAGCAGCAGAGAGGUAAUGCCUUCCCAGACAUCUUCUACACCUUCCUGCAGCCCUACAUGGCCCAGUUUGCCAAGGAGACCUUCCAGUCGGCAGACGAGCGUGUGCUGGUCAUCCGCAAGGACCUGGACAACAUCCUCCAUAACCUCCGCGGGGGAGGGCCAGGCGGGUCCUCGGAGAAGCCUGAGAAGGGGGACCAGGAGUCGGGUGUGGUGUCGGCCAAGGAGGAGCAGGGCCUGGUGGUGCUGGUGUCUGUCAUCACCUCCUGCCUCCAGACGCUGCGUUCCUGCGACUCCAAGCUGGCGGCUCUGGAGCUGGUGCUGCAUCUGGCGGGCCGCCUUAGGGUGGAGACGCUGCUGGACCGCAUCACGCCAUACCUGCUGCACUUCUGCAGCGACCCGGCGCCGCGGGUUAGGGCCCAGGCUGUGCACACCCUAGCCAAGGUGCUGGCACUGGUGAAGGAGGUUCCCCGUAACGAUGUCAACAUCUACCCCGAGUACAUCCUGCCAGGCAUUGCCCACCUGGCGCAGGACGAUGCCACCAUCGUCAGGCUGGCAUACGCAGGUCAGUUGGGUUGACAAUGACUACGGGUCGCUCUAAAUAUGAUUACACACCUAAUAGUCCAAAGGUUGACAGUGUUUAUGUUGUUUGUAAUGCCUAGUCAUUCCCCCCUCUCCUUUUCUCAGAGAACAUAGCCCACCUGGCUGAGACAGCUUUGCGGUUUUUAGAGCUUGUUCAGGAGAAUAACCUGAAUAUGGAGCACGACUUGAACGGAGAGGACACAGAGGAGACCCUUCAUCCCAACGAGAACUACGACUCUGGUAAUUUUAAGGCCUCCUCUCUCUCAAAUAUCAGCUCGGAGGUAGAGCUCCCUAUAUUCUGUUCUGACUUCCUGUUCCUCCUGACAGAGCUGCAGGCGCUGCAUGAGAUGGUACAGCAGAAGGUGGUUACGUUACUGAGCGACUCAGAGAACAUCGUCAAGCAGUCUCUGAUGGAGAACGGCAUCACGCGGCUCUGUGUGUUCUUCGGCCGGCAGAAGGCCAACGACGUGCUCCUGUCCCACAUGAUCACCUUCCUGAAUGACAAGAAUGACUGGCACCUCCGGGGAGCCUUCUUCGACAGCAUCGUGGGUAAGGGGCAGGACUGUGCCACAGACACGGUGCCCACACUUAGUCACUCAAAUACGCUAAUGGACAAAGCUGGAUGUGUACAUGCAGGAAGUCUCAUUGAUACAGACAUAGAAUGUAUUUUCUCUCCAUUGACCCCUGUCUUUCUCUUUGCGCUCUCUUCUGCCUCCCCCCUCCCUCUUGGUCUCUGUCUUUUACUUUUCUCUUUUACUCUCUCUCUCCCUCUUUUUACAUCUCUCCCUCUCUCUCUCCCUCUCUUUACAUCUCUCCCCUCUCUCUCUCCCUCUCUUUACAUCUCUCCCUCUCUCUCUCCCUCUCUUUACAUCUCUCCCUCUCUUUACAUCUCUCUCUCCCUCUUUCCAUCUCUCUCUCUCUCUCUCCCUCUUUACAUCGCUCUCUCCCUCUUUCCAUCUCUCUCUCUCCCUCUCUUUCCAUCUCCUCUCUCUCUCUCUCCCUCUCUUUCCAUCUCUCCCCUCUCUCUCCCUCUCUUUCCAUCUCUCUCUCUCUCCUCCUCUCUCCCUCUCUUUCCAUCUCUCCCUCUCUUUCCAUCUCUCCCUCUCUCUCCAAUUCCUCCAGGUGUGGCGGCGUACGUGGGCUGGCAGAGCUCGUCCAUCCUGAAGCCCCUCCUGCAGCAGGGUCUGAGUGAUGCGGAGGAGUUUGUCAUCUACAAGGCCCUCAACGCUCUCACCUGCAUGUGCCAGCUGGGCCUGCUGCAGAAACCACACAUCUACGAGUUUGUCAGUGACAUCGGUGAGAGAGGGUAGAGAGGGGUUUAGAGACGGCAGUGGAAGGAGAGUGUUAUUACUAUUUGGCCAUGUAAAAAAGGCACUUUUUGUGAUGAACUUUUCCCCCCUUAUUUUGAAAAGCCCCAUUCCUGUGCCACCCCAACCUGUGGAUCCGCUACGGGGCGGUGGGCUUUAUCACUGUGGUGGCCCAGCACCUCAACAUAGCAGACGUCUACUGCAAACUGAUGCCUCACCUCAACCCCUUCAUCACCCAGCCCAUCAUACAGGUAGGACUUCCACACACGCUCACUUACCACCUUCGUGUGUAACACAUUGAAAGAAUCUCCCAGACUCGUAUUAAAUUAUGUUAUACUGUGCUAUGUUAUGGUGUGCUGUACUGUGCUAUGCUGUGUUAAAUGAGGCUGUUUCCUCUCAGAUCGAUAAAGAGAUAGUGCUGCUGAGUGUGCUGAAGGAGCCAGUGAGCCGCUCCAUCUUCGACUACUCCCUGCGCUCCAAAGACAUCGGCAGCCUCUUCCGCCACCUGCUGCUGCGGCAGAAGAAGCGCAGGGGCUCACUCCCAGAAUGCCCCAUUCCGGAGGACCCCGCCAUCGCCCAGCUGCUUAAGAAACUGCUCUCGCAGGUCAGAGGGCGGGGGUGAUGUGUCUCAAUGUGACAUGGAUGGGAAAUGUAUGUUCCCCAUAUAAUGCACAACUUUUGACCGUUAUUGUUAUGAUGAUGAUCGACGAUGAUGAUGAUGAUGAUGAUGAUAAUUGUUUAUUCUAGGGGAUGACAGAGGCUGAAGAGGACAAGCUGCUAGCACUGAAGGACUUCAUGCUCAAGUCCAACAAGGCCAAGGCCAACAUGGGAGACCAGAGCCACCUGGGGGAGGCGGUCCAGAGUGGGGUCAUUGACCUGGCCACGCUGGGCAUCAUGGGACGUCAGGUGGACCUGGUCAAACCCAAACAGGAGGUCGAGGACAAGCGAGGUAGGGACGCCACUGCCACCUGCUGGUCAAAGUACACCCCUGUAAUAGCAGAGAGGGUGACACAAACCCAAAGGCUGCAUUUACACAGACAGCCCAAUUCUGAUCUUUUGGGCAAUUUUUGUCAAAAGUGCUAAUCUGAUUGGUCAAAAGACGAAUUAAUGAUUGUAAAAAAUUAUUGGAAAUGGGCUGCCUGUGUAAACACAGCCAAAUUGACCCUUAGCCUUAAGACACUUGUGUGUAUAGACACUGAAAGGAUUGGAUAGGUUGAUAUUAUAGUUGAUAUAUUCUCACCAUGUUUGAUGUCAAUUACUUGUCGUUUAUCUGUUUGCAGACUUCAUCGCCACAGCAUCUGGUAUAUUGCUGGUGUAGUUUAUCCUGUAAUGAUGUGCAUAACAAAUAAUCCCAUCCAGACAUAAUUUCCCCCAGAUUACCCACAUCGCCUCAUUACAUUUAAUUCAUUUGAUGGGUUAAACUGCGUCAGGAGAAGCAUAGUUUUCACAUUUUCUCAUGACCUCUCUAGCUGUCUACACACGACAGAGCAGUACAUGUUAGUGUUCAGCACAUACACAUCUCCUUUUCCCUGUAGUCAAAUAAAAUGUCAGACUGGCCUUGAGUUCUGUUAACAUACCAGGCAGACUCCCCUUAGGGGCAUCAAGAUUUGUUAAAAAGACAUGUGUGCUCUCUGGCAGUAGUGUAAACAAUGGAUCUAAGGCCCUUAGUCUGCUUAAGUAUCACUAUACCAGUUAAAUCCCAUAUGGGUCUAGAUAUUAGAUUCCAUGGUAUUGAAUAGAAAGUAUUUAUUCAAGCACAUACUGAAAGAUUGUGUUGUGUAUCUACGCCAUAGGGAUAACAGGUAUAUUAACAUCUAACAUCUUUUGGCGUUUUGGAGUGUUUUUUCAUAGACACUGUUAGUAGCUUGUCUGACACAACUUACCGUGGGCUAAGAGUGACUGUGUGUUGCAGCUGGUAUGUUUCAAUCGCAUGGAACUGUCCUUUUGGAGUGUUGGACUGCUGCUGGUGACUAAUUUAACUACUCACCCUAACAUGUCCUGUUAUUAGCAUAUCUCCCAGCUCCAACUGCUUUGUGUAGUCUGGUGGUCUUAAAACCUGUUGUAUCUGCAUUGGCCUUCAACUCCUUUAACGCCUGCCAUCUCCCAUUAGUAUUUUCAUUAGAUGUUAGAAACCGUAGUGCCUUCUCCAUGGCUUAUUGGAAUAGCUGAAAAUAGGUAGGCCCCUUCAACUUAAUGACUAUUCAAUCCAACGGUCCCCAAGCUUUUGACCUCCAGUGCUGAAUGCUUCUUAACUAGUGUUUCUUAGCUUUUUCUUGGUUUUUUUUCUCUCUCGCUUCAGCACGGAAACACACCAAACAGGACUCAAACAUGAAUGAAGAGUGGAAGAGCAUGUUUGGCUCUCAGGAGCCAGCGGCUACAGCACCACAGCCCCCGACGGUACAUAACGGGUUAACCUAUGAUGUCUGUUAGGAAUGGGGGGGGGGGGGAAGCGAGGGUUGAUUGAUAGAUAUACUAAGUGAUUGAUUUAAUAGCCUGGUCCAGUCUGGUAGUCUAUCUUCUAUCUCUGUGUACUCCACCAGGUGCCUGAAGGGGCGGGGACUCAGACCAGGAAGAGCACAGCCUCCCCUGGUGUCCCUGUGGGGCAGUCUGCAGGUGCAGUCUCCACCUACCAGCGUCGUCUCAACACGUGCAAGGCGGAACUUCAACAUCUGGUGCAGCAGAAGAGGGAGCAGUGCAGCGCAGAGCGCAUGGCCAAGCAGAUGAUGGAGAGCGCUGAAUGGGAGAGCCGUCCGCCUCCGCCAGGUAAAGUAGUGCCACUGACACAACAUAGGCUAGGCCAUAAUCACUCCACAAGUGAUUCUUUUUUGGUCAUUGUAUUAUUGAAUAUACCACUAGCGGUGUGUUUCUUGCCAAUUUGGAUUAAGCACAGCAGAAAUGUCAACAAGCAGUAGGGUUAGUCGGGGCCCGUCCACAUUGUGUUGUUGUUUUGUUCUGCAGGGUGGCACCCUAAGGGUCUUCUAGUGGCCCACCUCCAUGAGCACAAGUCUGCUGUCAACCGUAUCCGUGUGUCAGACGAGCACUCCAUCUUCGCCACGGCCUCCAACGACGGCACCGUCAAGGUCUGGGACAGCCAGAAGAUGGAGGGAAAAACCACCACCACCAGGUAUGCUAACCAAGUAGUAACCAAUAACCAACCAGUUAACCAAGUAGUAACCAACAACCAACCAGUUAACCAAGUACAGUGAGGGAAAAAAGUAUUUGAUCCCCUGCUGAUUUUGUACGUUUGCCCACUGACAAAGAAAUGAUCAGUCUAUAAUUUUAAUGGUAGGUUUAUUUCAACAGUGAGAGACAGAAUAACAACAAAGAAAUCCAGAAUAACGCAUGUCAAAAAUGUUAUAAAUUGAUUUGCAUUUUAAUGAGGGAAAUAAGUAUUUGACCCCCUCUCAAUCAGACAGAUUUCUGGCUCCCAGGUGUCUUUUAUACAGGUAACGAGCUGAGAUUAGGAGCACACUCUUAAAGGGAGUGCUCCUAAUCUCAGUUUGUUACCUGUAUAAAAGACACCUGUCCACAGAAGCGAUCAAUCAAUCAGAUUCCAAACUCUCCACCAUGGCCAAGACCAAAGAGCUCUCCAAGGAUGUCAGGGACAAGAUUGUAGACCUACACAAGGCUGGAAUGGGCUACAAGACCAUCGCCAAGCAGCUUUGCGAGAAGGUGACAACAGUUGGUGCGAUUAUUCGCAAAUGGAAGAAACACAAAAUAACUGUCAAUCUCCCUCGGCCUGGGGCUCCAUGCAAGAUCUCACCUCGUGGAGUUACAAUGAUCAUGAGAACGGUGAGGAAUCAGCCCAGAACUACAUGGGAGGAUCUUGUCAAUGAUCUCAAGGUAGCUGGGACCAUAGUCACCAAGAAAACAAUUGGUAACAUACUACGCCAUGAAGGACUGAAAUCCUGCAGCGCCCGCAAGGUCCCCAUGCUCAAGAAAGCACAUAUACAUGCCCAUCUGAAGUUUGCCAAUGAACAUCUGAAUGAUUCAGAGGAGAACUGGGUGAAAGUGUUGUGGUCAGAUGAGACCAAAAUGGAACUCUUUGGCAUCAACUCAACUCGCCGUGUUUGGAGGAGGAGGAAUGCUGCCUAUGACCCCAAGAACACCAUCCCCACCGUCAAACAUGGAGGUGGAAACAUUAUGCUUUGGGGGUGUUUUUCUGCUAAGGGGACAGGACAACUUCACCGCAUCAAAGGGACGGGGCCAUGUACUGUCAAAUCUUGGGUGAGAACCUCCUUCCCUCAGCCAGGGCAUUGAAAAUGGGUUGUGGAUGGGUAUUCCAGCAUGACAAUGACCCAAAACACACAGCCAAGGCAACAAAGGAGUGGCUCAAGAAGAAGCACAUUAAGGUCCUGGAGUGGCCUAAAUCUGUGGAGGGAGCUGAAGGGUCGAGUUGCCAAACGUCAGCCUCGAAACCUUAAUGACUUGGAGAAGAUCUGCAAAGAGGAGUGGGACAAAAUCCCUCCUGAGAUGUGUGCAAACCUGGUGGCCAACUACAAGAAACGUCUGACCUCUAUGAUUGCCAACAAGGGUUUUGCCACCAAGUACCGUACUAAGUCAUGUUUUGCAGAGGGGUCAAAUACUUAUUUCCCUCAUUAAAAUGCAAAUCAAUUUAUAACAUUUUUGACAUGCGUUUUUCUGGAUUUUUGUUGUUGUUAUUCUGUCUCUCACUGUUCAAAUAAACCUACCAUUAAAAUUAUAGACUGAUCAUGUCUUUGUCAGUGGGCAAACAUACAAAAUCAGCAGGGGACCAAAUACCUUUUUCCCUCACUGUAGUAACCAACAACCAACCAGUUAACCAAGUAGUUGUGGUUGCCUCCCCUAUUUUUAGUUGAAUGAGAGAGAGAAGAGAGAAUGUUUUUUUCAACAGUACAAGUGGCAGCAACAUGCUGAAUUGUGAGUGCAAAAAAAUGAUGUUCAUCAACUGUUCAGCAGGUGAAGCAUGGUUGGGAUGGCGCUGCAACCGAAACGCUCAGUCCUGCAGUGGAUGAGCUCCAGUUUAGCUAAAGCUGGAAUCCGUAGCGGUGAAACUGACACGUCCGUUCGCGAUAUUACAACAACAAAGACGUUACUUCAAACAACAAACAUCGUUUUUUCCCCCUCGGAGAUCAUUGAAUGUCAUUGAACGCGCGAUAGAACAGCAGAUUAUGAACUAUGAUUUUUGUUUACCACGAUGCAGGAUGCUCCUUUGCCACAUUUCAAAAACAAUAACAAAUGCGCCUGCGGCCACCAGUGGCUCUGUUUCACCUUAUGCAGAUCUCAGCUUUAAGGAGUGGUUCUGGUGUAGACUUAGACCAUCAUUGGGGUGGGAGCAUAUGGCAGAAGGGAUCGUAUUUUAGAAGUGAUCUUACAAAGGAUCUCAAGACUUUCUCAGCAUGUGUAGAGUGAUGGUAGGUCCAGAUUGGUGUGUAAAGUGAUGGUAGGUCCAGAUUGGUGUGUAAAGUGAUGGUAGGUCCAGAUUGGUGUGUGUAGAUGGUAGGUCCAGAUUGGUGUGUAAAGUGAUGGUUGGUCCAGAUUGGUGUGUGUAGUGAUGGUAGGUCCAGACUGGUGUGUGUAGUGAUGGUAGGUCCAGACUGGUGUGUGUAAGUGAUGGUAGGUCCAGAUUGGUGUGUGUGAUGGUUUAGGUAGGUCCAGAUGGUGUGUAGUGAUGGUAGGUCCAGACUGGUGUGUGUAGUGAUGGUAGGUCCAGAUUGGUGUGUGUAGUGAUGGUAGGUCCAGAUUGGUGUGUAGUGAUGGUAGGUCCAGAUUGGUGUGUGUAGUGAUGGUAGGUCCAGACUGGUGUGUGUAGUGAUGGUAGGUCCAGAUUGGUGUGUGUAGUGAUGGUAGGUCCAGAUUGGUGUGUGUAGUGAUGGUAGGUCCAGAUUGGUGCAUUCAUCUGAGUAGGUGUUGUGUAAGUGUACCCAUCUUUAGAUUGUUUAAUGUUUCAACUAAUUAAUCUGGUUGUUAUAUCCAUAACUUUUUAUUCUAAGCCAAUCAGAUGUUUUGUUGACCGUUAUGUGUAAAUUCCCGCUAGUGGACAAUUUCAAGCUGCAAAAGAACUUUGGUGCUGAGGCUAGCCUUAGAUAUACACAUUUCCCAGAUAUUUUUAGUACCUCUCACAUCAUUUUACAUAAAGUAUGAUCACUUAAGAGAUUCAUGUGCUGAUAUAUGCACAUGAUAGCAUAUUUCAUGAGCAUUCAUUACUAUUUCUUGCCAAUUUUUAAAAUGUUUUUUUUUUUUAAAUGCUAGCAGUCAUGCCUGCAUUUCACAGUCAAACAGUAGCAACAUCAUUUGGUGAACUACAACAAGAUAAUAGAUUUCAGGCAUUCAAAGCUUAUAUUUUUAAAUCCAUUUUAUCUUAUUUUACUGUUACAUUAACCUAGCGUUGUUAUACAUAGAUGCAAAUGUUACAUUUAUCUCAGGUGGGCUUAAAGGGUACAGUAGCACAAAAAGCACUCUCUCUAUACAGAAUGUAAAUUACUAAAAAUAUAUAUUGUUCAAUAUAAUCAAUACUAACUUUGCAUAAUAUUGUAGUCUAUAGUGUAUAUUUAUACCCAAAACCAUUGGUCUCCAAAUAUUUGAUGAGUAGACUUUGCUAUUUUGUCUUUCACCAUAAACCACUGUUCCAAUUAAGCCCGGUAUGCUCCUAUUAACCCCGGUUUGCAUUGAUACACAUGGGGAUAGGGUGUUGAUAUCCCUAAUAUUCAAUGAACAUGAGCAUAAAUAUAUUUAAGAUUUAAGUUGAUUAAAACACACAAACUACAGUUAUGCAUAUUGUGUAUCUAGCCAUGGUGCCUUUACCAAGAUGAGAAACAAUUAGGAACAAUUAGAAACCUCUGUACUCUCUCCAAGACGUUUGGAGUGGACAGGAAGUCAUUGAUGCAGAGAGAAUAGAAUAAGACCAGGGUUGAGGGGUAUCAGGGGUAGAAGACCUGCAAGUGGUGGACAAAAAUGCUAACAAAUGAGGGACAAGAAGAUUACUAUUGGACGACUACUUCUGCACUUUCGGGUGGGAGCAUUGUCAUUUUGUUGUCUUUCAUUCAUCCAGGUGAUUCCGUUUUUCAUUCAUCCAGGUGAUUCCAUCUGUUAUGGGUGCUACAUCCAUUGCUGAUCAGUUUAUUUUAAUAACUUUAUGGGAGAUUAAUAUAAUCUAAUUUUACAUAAGAAAUGUCUGUUUGGAAGUUUUGAAUAUUUUGGAAAUGAAUUAAAAUGUAUUAUUUUAGAGGUGGGCUAAUUUGGAACACCCAUGGCUUAAAGGGUACACUCAAUACCCAUUAAGCCCAGUCCGGACUUUGCACAUCAUUUAUAAAAAUGUGUAUGUAUUAUAUAUAUAUAUUUUUAAGUAAAACUUCACAUGAGAGAUUCAUCUUUCAUGUUAUCUCCACUGUUUGUAUAGAAAAUGAGGGCAGUAUAUGUUAGAAAUGUCUAAACUUAGAUUGUGGUGGGCUUAAUAGGGACACACCCUAGUUUAGCUGAGUAGGUGGUGAAUACCGUUACCAGGAUAUAGGAGGUGGAUACCGUUACCAGGAUAUAGGAGGUGAAUACCGUUACCAGGAUAUAGGAGGUGGAUACCGUUACCAGGAUAUAGGAGGUGAAUACCGUUACCAGGAUAUAGGAGGUGAAUACCGUUACCAGGAUAUAGGAGGUGAAUACCGUUACCAGGAUAUAGGAGGUGAAUACCGUUACCAGGAUAUAGGAGGUGAAUACCGUUACCAGGAUAUAGGAGGUGAAUACCGUUACCAGGAUAUAGGAGGUGAAUACCGUUACCAGGAUAUAGGAGGUGAAUACCGUUACCAGGAUAUAGGAGGUGAAUAGCGUUACCAGGAUAUAGGAGGUGAAUAGCGUUACCAGGAUAUAGGAGGUGAAUAGCGUUACCAGGAUAUAGGAGGUGAAUAGCGUUACCAGGAUAUAGGAGGUGAAUAGCGUUACCAGGAUAUAGGAGGUGAAUACCGUUACCAGGAUAUAGGAGGUGAAUACCGUUACCAGGAUAUAGGAGGUGGAUACCGUUACCAGGAUAUAGGUGGUGAAUACCGUUACCAGGAUAUAGGAGGUGAAUACCGUUACCAGGAUAUAGGAGGUGAAUACCGUUACCAGGAUAUAGGAGGUGAAUACCUGUUACCAGGAUAUAGGAGGUGAAUACCGUUACCAGGAUAUAGGAGGUGAAUACCCUUAGCAGGAUAUAGGAGGUGAAUACCCUUAGCAGGAUAUAGGAGGUGAAUACCCUUAGCAGGAUAUAGGAGGUGAAUACCCUUAGCAGGAUAUAGGAGGUGAAUACCCUUAGCAGGAUAUAGGAGGUGAAUACCCUUACCAGGAUAUAGGUGGUGAAUACCGUUACCAGGAUAUAGGUGGUGAAUACCGUUACCAGGUCCUCUUUAGGUACAGUGCCUUCAGAAAGUAUUCAUACCCCUUGACUUUGACCACAUUUUGUUGUGUUACAGCCUGAAUUCAAAAUGUAUUAACAAUAUUUCGGCUCCACACAAUACCCCAUAAUGACGAAGUCAAAACACGUUUUUUUGAGAUUUUUGCCAAUUUAUUGAAAAUGAAAUACAGAAAUAUCUCAUUUAUAUUUAACAAAAAUAUAAACACAACAUGCAACAAUUUCAAAGAUUUUACUGAGUUACCGUUCAUAGAAGGGAAUCAGUCAAUUGAAAUACAGUGGGGAAAAAAAGUAUUUAGUCAGCCACCAAUUGUGCAAGUUCUCCCACUUAAAAAGAUGAGAGAGGCCUGUAAUUUUCAUCAUAGGUACACGUCAACUAUGAAAGACAAAUUGAGAUUUUUUUUUCCAGAAAAUCACAUUGUAGGAUGUGUAAUUAAUUUAUUUGCAAAUUAUGGUGGAUAAUAAGUAUUUGGUCACCUACAAACAAGCAAGAUUUCUGGUUCUCACAGACCUGUAACUUCUUCUUUAAGAGGCUCCUCUAUCCUCCACUCGUUACCUGUAUUAAUGGCACCUGUUUGAACUUGUUAUCAGUAUAAAAGACACCUGUCCACAACCUCAAACAGUCACACUCCAAACUCCACUAUGGCCAAGACCAAAGAGCUGUCAAAGGACACCAGAAACACAACUGUAGACCUGCACCAGGCUGGGAAGAUUGAAUCUGCAAUAGGUAAGCAGCUUGGUUUGAAGAAAUCAACUGUGGGAGCAAUUAUUAGGAAAUGGAAGACAUACAAGACCACUGAUAAUCUCCCUCGAUCUGGGGCUCCACGCAAGAUCUCACCCCGUGGGGUCAAAAUGAUCACAAGAACGGUGAGCAAAAAUCCCAGAACCACACGGGGGGACCUAGUGAAUGACCUGCAGAGAGCUGGGACCAAAGUAACAAAGCCUACCAUCAGUAACACACUACGCCGCCAGGGACUCAAAUCCUGCAGUGCCAGACGUGUCCCCCUGCUUAAGCCAGUACAUGUCCAGGCCCGUCUGAAGUUUGCUAGAGUGCAUUUGGAUGAUCCAGAAGAGGAUUGGGAGAAUGUCAUAUGGUCAGAUGAAACCAAAAUAUAACUUUUUGGUAAAAACUCAACUCGUCGUGUUUGGAGGACAAAGAAUGCUGAGUUGCAUCCAAAGAACACCAUACCUACUGUGAAGCAUGGGGGGUGGAAACAUCAUGCUUUGGGGCUGUUUUUCUGCAAAGGGACCAGGACGACUGAUCCGUGUAAAGGAAAGAAUGAAUGGGGCCAUGUAUCGUGAGAUUUUGAGUGAAAACCUCCUUCCAUCAGCAAGGGCAUUGAAGAUGAAACGUGGCUGGGUCUUUCAGCAUGACAAUGAUCCCAAACACACCGCCCGGGCAACGAAGGAGUGGCUUCGUAAAAAGCAUUUCAAGGUCCUGGAGUGGCCUAGCCAGUCUCCAGAUCUCAACCCCAUAGAAAAUCUUUGGAGGUAGUUGAAAGUCUGUGUUGCCCAGCGACAGCCCCAAAACAUCACUGCUCUAGAGGAGAUCUGCAUGGAGGAAUGGGCCAAAAUACCAGCAACAGUGUGUGAAAACCUUGUGAAGACUUACAGAAAACGUUUGACCUGUGUCAUUGCCAACAAAGGGUAUAUAAGUAUUGAGAAACUUUUGUUAUUGACCAAAUACUUAUUUUCCACCAACAUUUGCAAAUAAAUUCAUUAAAAAUCCUUUAAUGUGAUUUCUGGAUUUUUUUUCUCAUUUUGUCUGUCAUAGUUGACGUGUACCUAUGAUGAAAAUUACAGGCCUCUCUCAUCUUUUUAAGUGGGAGAACUUGCACAAUUGGUGGCUGACUAAAUACUUUUUUUCCCCACUGUACAUUCAUUAGGCCCUAAUCUAUGGAUUUCACAUGACUGGGCAGGGGCGCAGCCAUGAGUGGGCCUGGGAGGGCAUAGGCCCACCCACUAGGGAGCCAGGCCCAGCCAAUCGGAAUUCGUUUUUCCCCACAAAAGGGCUGUAUUACAGACAGAAAUAUUCCUCAGCACUCAAGACUCAAGACAUUUCAGCUUUUCAUUUUGAAUUAAUUAAAACAAAAUUCUAAAAACAGAAUUCCACUUUGACAUUAUGGGGUAUUGUGUGUUGGACAGUGACACAAAAUCUUAAUUUAAUACAUUUUAAAUUCAGGCUGUAUCACAACAAAAUGUGGAAAAAGUCAAGGGGUGUGAAUACUUUCUCAAGGUACUGUAUAUGUAGGUGUUUAAGGCGUCGGAGGAGGAACAGACAUCAGCUCGCCUUUUCACAGAUGUGCUCUACCGGUGUUGACCAUCUUAGAUUUCCUUGGAAUGCACUCUGGAUAAGAGCUUCGCUCUGGAUAAGAGCAUCUGCUAUAAAUGACCAAAACGUUGAUGGAAAAAGUAAUGAACAACAGGCCUCAAUCCAACCUGUGUGAAUGUUUUGAUGCUGUUUUAUAGGUCAGUGCUGACGUACUCUCGCAUCGGGGGCCACGUGAAGACGUUGACCUUCUGUCAGGGGUCACAUUACCUGGCUGCUGCCUCAGACAACGGUUCCAUCCAGCUCCUGGCCAUUGAGGCCAACAAGCCUCCCAAAUCACCCAAGGUUAACCCCUUUCAGACCAGGUAUGUACUACCCAUCAGGUGUUUAUGAUGCAUAAAGAUGGUUUUAUUUACUGUAGUUUAUAUAAUUAUAAUUAUUAUUUAUUGGCAUUAUAUAGCGCUUUUCUACGAACUGAGGUACUCCAAGCGCUUUACAUAGUAAGGGGGAAAACUCACCUCAUCCACCACCAAUGGACUUGCAGUAUCAUGUAGUUAUCAUGAUCAUGCCGUAUCAUUUAGAUGCCACAGUGUAAUAAUUAGUUAGUUAUAACUACACAGUAACUGUUAUAUCGACUGUCCUCUCAGGUUCCUGGACCAGAAGGAUGACGGCUGCGUGGUGGACGUCCACCAUUUUAAUUCUGGAGCCCAGUCUGUGCUGGCCUACGCCACGGUGAACGGCUCCCUGGUGGGCUGGGACCUGCGCUCCAACUCCAACGCCUGGACCCUCCGCCACGACCUCCGACUGGGCCUUAUCACCUCCUUCACCGUGGACAUGCACCAGUGCUGGCUCUGCCUAGGUACGUGGGUGUUGGUGUGAGCACGUGGGUGGAUGUGGGUCGUGUGUGGUGCAUGUCGUGUGUAUGAAAAAUGUAAAUGAAUUUAGUCUGAAAACCGUAUUGUACUUAAACAGAGUUGUGACUUAUCUGACAUGCAUUUAUCAGGAGUCAACUGAAUCCUAUUCUGAUUAUUCCACACACAGGUACAAGCAGCGGCACUAUGGCAUGCUGGGACAUGCGGUUCCAGCUCCCCAUCUCAAACCACUCCCACCCUGCCCGAGCACGAAUCAGACGGCUGCUCAUGCACCCGCUCUACCAAUCCUCCGUCAUCGCUGGUGAGACUCGAUGUCAUCAUAUUUUUUAUCUUUAUUAACAAAACUCAACUUUUUGGGGUCUUUCUUUGAGGGGAAAUUCAAACUAUUAUUUGUGUAUUUUGUUGCUGUUUUGUAGCAGUCCAGGGCAACAAUGAGGUAUCCAUGUGGGACAUGGAGACUGGGGACAGGAAGUUCACGCUGUGGGCCAGCUCUGCUCCCCCUCUCUCAGAGAUGCAGCCGUCCCCCCACAGUGUCCAUGGGAUCUACUGCAGCCCUGCAGACGGGAACCCCCUCCUCCUCACAGCCGGCUCCGACAUGAGAAUCAGGUAUGGUUGCUAUACUCUUGACUGGACUAACCAUCCUUCUGAUAUAUUUAACCCAGUUUUGACCACAUAUGUUUACCGGAUGACAUUUUAAGUUUGUGUUUGAUGAUGUGGCUUAGCCAAGAAGUGUGUUGGAAUACGUUUGCUUUUUUUGUUGUGAGUUAAGUCUUUUUUCUAUACUGUGUGUGUGUGUGUGUGUUUAUUCCCAGGUUCUGGGACUUGGCCUACCCAGAGAGGUCCUACAUCGUGGCAGGUGGAGCCAAUGAACCGCUGCACUGUCCCUCAGUCCUCUACAGCCGCAAGAUCAUCGAGGGCACCGAGGUUGUACAGGUAUGCCCUGAUAGGACGGCGGCGGUGUAUUCAGUGUAUUCCUCUAAGCACCUGGUCCUACAAUGAGGUGUUCAAUACAGAAUCUUUGUCGCCGGAGAGCAAUUAAUUUGCAGCAUUAUAAACCUGUAUGACUAAGAAACAACAGACCGGUAGAGAUUGACCUACAUUCCCUGUCCUGUCAUUCCCUGCAGGAGAUCCACAGCAAACAGAAGAGUGGAGCCACAGAGGACACCCCGCGCAGGGGCCCCGAGUCCCUCCCCGUGGGCCACCAUGACAUCAUCACUGACAUCGCCACCUUCCAGACCACACAGGGCUUCAUCGUCACUUCGUCCAGAGACGGCAUCGUCAAAGUCUGGAAAUAA